AGCGAGGCGGACAACGGCUGAUCAUCCUCACGGACGCGGCCAACCAAAUUUAUCUCCCGAAGAACCAACCCACCACUACGUCAAGGUAUAUCUCCUUGCAUUCCAUCCCACUUUAUCUAGAAACUUCUUCCAUUCUUCUAGAAAAUCUAUAAAAUCUAAAAGCUACCUCUCCCUCCGAUCCGAAACUCUCCUGCGAACACAGUCGUUACCAUCAUGGAGAGCCAACGCCCCCUCCAAGGUGGCUGCUCCUGCGGUCGAAAUCGAUACAUUAUCCGCAUCCCACAAGGCACAGCAGAAGUACCACAAGUCUUCUUCGACAACACUCGCAGUCACCGCCGUUCGCAAGCAACACCCCUCUCAGCAUGGCUCCGGGUGCCCCUCUCUUGGUACCACUCGACAACGUACGCCUUCAUGGAAGACGAGAUACCAUCUGCGAUCCGCCGCACAUAUACUUCUCCCCACGAGGAACAUUGCAAGCGCCACUUCUGCGGUUUCUGCGGUACGCCGCUGAGUUACUGGUCCGAAUCGCCAGCUAGUGAAGCGGAGUACAUUUCCCUGACCUUGGGCUCUCUGGCUGGUUCUGAUCUGCGGGAUCUUGAGGACUUGGGAUUGUUGCCUAAGGAAGCUUUGGAUGAUGCGGAGAACGAUAAGGAGAAGAUUGAGAAUGUGGUCCCAUAUGCUGGAAACGACAUUGAAGGUCUGCCAUGGUUCGAGACUAUGGUUCAGGGCAGUAGGUUGGGGAACAUGAAGAAGAGUUGGGGUAGUAGACACAGCGACAAUGGCAGAUUCAAGGUCGAGUGGGAGAUUGUUGAAUGGACUGAGGGCGAUGAAGAUUUGGCAACACCCAGCAAGAGGAAAUUCGGCGAGGUUGCUGAGCCGGAUUCUCACAUGGAAGAGGCUCACUGAGGGAUGCAGAGGGUUUAUAUGGAUGUCGGGAGCUGGAUGGGCAUGAUACCAUGGCCACGGCCUAUGCAGAUAUGGCUAUUAAUGAUGAAGAUCUGACCUAGGCUUAGGCGUGUCUUCGGUCUUUCUGCAUGGCAACACUUCUCACUAGCUGCAUUGACUUUUGUAGCAAUAGGGUCGAAUUGGCUGAUGGAAAAAAAGAAAAUGGGAAAAUUGGGAGGAGCAGAUGCAUGGACAAGGAGUUUCUCUACACCAGACUUUGGGUGGUAAUAAGCGACUCAAUGUACAAUACGGAUAUCAAGAGCAUUCAUUUCUUUCCAUCCUCACCACAACGAGGACCCCGAAAUAGUGAGACAAAGUACACACACGACUUGACGCCGAUUCACGUGAGAAGCCACAGUCCCAAAGAACGCUCCACUGGGCAUCCUUCUCCCGGCGGCAAAAACGG
Messenger RNA from Mollisia scopiformis, 1351 nucleotides. RefSeq lists its product as uncharacterized. The transcript is spliced from 2 exons. The coding region runs from base 214 to 906 and encodes 230 amino acids. The record is from RefSeq and is a predicted model, not a curated record. Lineage: Eukaryota; Fungi; Ascomycota; Leotiomycetes; Helotiales; Mollisiaceae.